Messenger RNA from Ilex paraguariensis (yerba mate), 1295 nucleotides. The record is from the annotation of a GenBank genome assembly. NCBI's taxonomy places the organism in Eukaryota, Viridiplantae, Streptophyta, Magnoliopsida, Aquifoliales, Aquifoliaceae.
ACAACUACCUUCUCCCUCCUUCCUUCCUACCUCCAUUGGAUUCCACAGCCGUCACGCUGUCCUUCACGGCUCCUAUACCUUCCCGAGCUCUUUCUCUCUCCUUCAAAUAGUUCAUCACUAGCACAGAGAGAAGACAGAGAGAGAGUGGCCUCUUAUGGAUUCUCUCUCAUCAGUCUCGCCUUCAAUCAUCCUUCCUCCUGGAAAUCCCCUGCGUCACCACCACCACCAUCGCUGGCGGCGGAUCGGCCUCCCGUUCUCAUGCCGGAAACAAGAGCGUCUUCUCUCCUCCUUUUCCGGUCAGCCGUACUAUAUGGAAUCUGGCAGGAGAAGGUGUAUGGGAGUGUUUGGUAAAUUGAGCAGCGGGGGAGAAGAGGAGAGAGAAGAAGAUGGAGAGGAUGGGAGAGAUGAGGAGGUGGAGAGGGCACUUCACAUGGACGGGACAAUUCCGGUGACUUCCGAUGAAUUCGUUAAGCGAGUCUCUUCGCGCGCUUACAACAUGCGUAGACAUUUAGAACAGACAUUCGAUAGCAGCAGCUACGAUGUAUUGGAGGCCAAUCCAUGGAGAGAAACUUCAAAACCAGUAUAUGUACUAACCCAAAGGGAAAAUCUGUUGUGCACAAUGAAAACUCGAAGAAAUCGCAGUGAAGUUGAAAGAGAGCUUGGGCUUCUUUUUUCCAAAGGUGAGAAGCGGAGAAAUCAGGCCAAGCAGUCAGUAAGUGGCACAAAGUUUCCAAUGCUUGUUGAGGAUGUCAGGGAGGGAGUCCUUGUAUUUGAAGACCAGAAUGAAGCUGCAAGAUAUUGCGACUUACUGGAGGGAGGAGGUCAAGGUUGUGAAGGUGUUGCAGAGAUAGAAGCUUCAUCAGUAUUUGAUCUUUGCCGGAACAUGAGGGCUCUUGCAGUUCUGUUCCGUAGAGGGAGGACACCUCCUCUACCGGAAAGCCUUAAGCUCAACUUGAAGGCUCGCAAGCGAUCUCUAGAAGACCAAGAGGACUUAAUAUGAAGUAAAAGUUCCUCCUGAGCUGCACAAGACUGCAUGAGACAUUGUGUGGUCGAAGCUGCACCAAAAAAAAAAAAAAAAUUUAAAAAAAUUACUGGAUACUGUAAUAUAAUUUAUUGUCUUUAAAGUUGUAACGAUUUAGAAAUGAAUGUAUGGGACUGUCUAACAAUCAUCAUUAUUACAGUGAUAAAAAGCUUAUAUUUGGGAAGAAUCUGGAUAAGUUAGUAGCAUCCGGCUCCUCUGCUACUAAUUUUUAACAGCAGAAGUGUUCUUGAUUAAAACAAUAUCGUUUUGUACA